UGGUGUAUGAGAUCUUUUGACUAGUCAAUCUGUCAGAAAGGAGAGUGGAAAAAGAUUCAAUAUCUGCUCCUGCAACAUAAAGCCGCUGCGUGCACGUGGGCGCGCGUGUGUGUGGUCUUCUGAGGACCAGCUCGAGUUUUUCAGCCUUAAGAGUUUCCCACCUAUGAUAUCAGACUGACCCCGUCGAUGCAACUGAUUGCAGGGAAAUCAUCACUGACCUUUAAAACUGAAGAAGCUUUGAACUGAAGAAGAAAACCUGGAGCUCAAGAACAGAUAGAAGAAGAGGAGGAAGAGGAGGAGGGAGAAAGAGCAGCAGAAGAAGAAGAGACGCUAAGACAGUAGAUCAUGAUUCACUCAAAUCACUCCAGCCACUCAGUCUUCUGCUGCUGUUGUGCUGUACAGACCAGGGAGAUCAGCACCCGCAUGGAGCUGGAGGGAAGCACAUCCCUGUGUUUCCAGAGCCGACGAUAUCCAGGACAAGCCUGCCGGGUCGACAGGUCGAGGAGGAGGCUGCCUCUCCCCCCUCCUGAAGACGUGGAUGGUGUAGGUCCAGGUUUGCUAAGUGUCGUCGCCAUGUAUGACUUCACCGCCAAGGAGGACACUGACCUCACACUCAAACAGGGGGAGGAGUACAUCAUCCUCCACAAACAAGACCAGCUGUGGUGGAGAGCGCAGGACAAACAUGGGAAUAAAGGAUUCAUCCCCAGUAACUACGUCACAGAGAAAAACAGAAUCGAAGCUAACUCGUGGUACUGCAAGAACAUCACCAGGACAGAAGCUGAGCAGCUGCUGAGACAGGAGGGAAAAGAAGGUGGUUUUGUGGUGCGGGAGUCCAGUCAGAAGGGAGUCUACACCGUCUCUGUCUACACAAAAACAUUAAGUGAUAAUGGAGAUAUAAGGCAUUACCAGAUCAAAAUAACAGACACUGGACAGUUCUUCUUGGCUGAAAAACACACCUUCAACUCCAUACCCGAUGUCAUACACUACCACGAACACAAUGCAGCAGGUCUAUUGACCAGGUUGCGGUAUGCAGUGGGGCCAAUGGGAAGGUGUGUACCCGCCACAUCAGGAUUCAGCUCAGAGAAGUGGGAGAUCGAUCCCAACGAGUUGACCUUCAUGAAGGAGCUGGGCAGUGGUCAGUUUGGUCUGGUGAGGCUCGGCAAGUGGAGGGCUCAGCAGAAAGUGGCCAUCAAGGCCAUCCGAGAGGGAGCCAUGUACGAGGAGGACUUCAUCGAGGAGGCCAAGGUCAUGAUGAGGCUGUGCCAUCCUAAACUGGUGCAGCUGUAUGGUGUUUGCUUGCAGCAGCGCCCCCUGCUGAUCGUGGCCGAGUUCAUGGAGAACGGCUGCCUGCUGAACUUCCUACGGCAGAGGGGCGGCACUCUGAAGGAUGCAUGGCUUCUGUCCAUGUGCCAGGAUGUCUGUGAGGGGAUGGAGUACCUGGAGGCACACAGUUUUAUCCACAGAGACCUGGCAGCCAGGAACUGUCUGGUCAAUGAGCACAACGUGGUAAAGGUCAGCGACUUUGGAAUGACCAGGUACGUUCUAGACAACCAGUACACCAGUUCUAGUGGUGCGAAAUUCCCAGUGAAGUGGUCUCCUCCUGAAGUUCUCCACUACAGUAAAUACAGCAGCAAGUCUGACGUCUGGUCCUUCGGUGUGGUGAUGUGGGAGAUCUACUCAGAGGGUCGGAUUCCAUUUGAAAACAGCAGCAACCUCGAUGUGGUUAAUGACAUCACCAGAGGAGUCCGGCUGUACCGGCCGUACCGAGCCUCGCAGCCGCUCUACGCCAUCAUGUACCGCUGCUGGCAUGAGAGGCCUCAGGGUCGGCCGUCUUUCUCAGAGCUGCUGGAGGAAAUCAGAAAACUGGCAGAAAAUACGGAUUAACACACACACAUGGAUAAUAUAUUGCUGAUUGCUGUUUUUACUGUAAUCAUGAAUGUACAGACUGUAUUUUUUAUUGUAAAUAACUAUUUUUUCAUUAAAGCAAUUUCAGAUAACUUUUUCACUUGUAACAUUGUGUCUGCGAAAUUAAUGUUAAACUUUUAAAACUCUUAUUCAAAGAGAAUAAUGUAUG
Molecule: messenger RNA, 2074 nt
Organism: Micropterus dolomieu (smallmouth bass)
Lineage: Eukaryota; Metazoa; Chordata; Actinopteri; Centrarchiformes; Centrarchidae
Gene: txk
Product: TXK tyrosine kinase
Exons: 17
Coding region: 346-1884 (512 amino acids)
Biological process (GO): adaptive immune response; T cell receptor signaling pathway; peptidyl-tyrosine autophosphorylation
Molecular function (GO): ATP binding; protein binding; non-membrane spanning protein tyrosine kinase activity
Source: RefSeq, a predicted model, not a curated record